AUGUCGCCGUCCGAACCGCUACGCCUCACUGAUCGUGAUGCUGUCCUUGUGAAUCGGUUUCACUUUUGCGCCCACGGCUUUGAGGUCUGCAAUCUCUGCGAAUGCGAUGCGCGCAUGGCGAACGAUCAGAUCUUGCAAGGGACAUUCGAUCCCGAGAAGCUUGAAAAAAUGAGCGUGCAGGAGAUGAUGGACAAGAUGAUGAAGGGUAUGAUGGAGGCUUCGAAUUUUGAGAAGGAACUGCGGGCUCCCUUGUCAAUCGCGGACCUUGUUUUGGAUACGGGCGAACUGGAGUACGAGGACGACGGCAGCGUGAAUUAUAACGUCUGGGCCUGCAAGCCUCACUCGCGCAAGAACUGUAUUGCCUGCUUCGAUUGGCGUGGACUCAUCAACGCGGAGCAGAACAAAAAGAACGAUUCGUCUCAGGAGCGAGAGCGCGUACUGGCUCAAUUGCGUGCUAUGAAUGUGAAGCUGCCUGCUGGCACUAAACUUCCUCUGGACGAGCUGGAAAAGAAGCUGUCUGUGGCUCUGAGCUUGGUGCAAGACUUGUCAGAUCGGCCCGUUGAUCCGAGCAAGUUGCGAGCAUGGAAGGGAAAGGAGCCGCUCUUGGACGCUUUCAAGAAAGGAAAUUUGGCCGAAGCGUACGCGAACUUACAGUCCCAGAGCGAAGGGCGAGGGCCGCUUUCGUUUCCGCUCUAUGAGAACGCGUUCGUCGACCUGCGACAAACGGUCAUGCAUAUUGCCAAUAACUAUGAGAAAGGUCAACAGUGCUGCACCCUUCAAGAUAAUACUCAGCGAGAAGCCAUAUGCAUACGCGUCUUAGGCGUUCAUGAUUUGAAUGGCACUCCGCUCAUCUCACUUGUCUACGGUAUUGACGAUGGGCCAUCGAUGACCAAAGUCUUCGAGUUCAACGAUGCCCAGCGCAAAGCAGGAGCAAAAGGCUUCGCCCGGAUUCAUAGCACGAUUGAAGAACAGGCUCUGUUCCGUCGCCUUCUUCAGGUUAACGCGGAGAACAUUCCGUCUGGACUUACUGCAGAACUGAAGCCGGAAGAGCAGGGCUUUAAAGCGAGCUUCAUUGUACCCGUUGCGCCCUUGAGUCAGGUUCAAAUCGGAAAACUCACGACUAAUCUGGGAUGCCCCAUUUGCGGCAAGUCAGCGAAUAGCCGUUGCGCUGCGUGCCACUCUAUCUCAUAUUGCGGGCCUGUCUGUCAGAAGACCCAUUGGAAAGAGCACAAAGCGCAGUGUAAGCGCAUCCGUGGCGGAACUUGGCUCGAAGCAACAUUCUCCGAAAAUCCGAUCGUAAACGGACAGCAGAAGUAUGCGGGUGUCAUCAGCCAUACGGCCAACAAGAUGCCAAAAGUCAGAGACUCCCUGGGUCCUCCUGAUAAUGUCCAUGGCGACAAGGCAUUCCUCGUCAAGGUCCAGCGCCCGCUGAUGAUGUGGGCCGAUGGCUACCUUAGCAUGCUAGUCUACGAUCGCAACCGUACCUUCCAAGGCAACAUAUCUAAGCAAGAGAAUCCGAAGUUCUGGGAGGCAGCAAUGAAGCAGAUGCCCGAAGGCUCAUCGAAGGUCAAAAUAUAUCGUAACGCUCGGAGAACGGGGGAUUGGACAUUGAGCGUGUGCGUGGACAGCGAGCCCAGCGAAAUUCCUCAAUGGUAG
This is a messenger RNA of Peniophora sp. CBMAI 1063, 1656 nucleotides long. The record is from the annotation of a GenBank genome assembly. NCBI's taxonomy places the organism in Eukaryota, Fungi, Basidiomycota, Agaricomycetes, Russulales, Peniophoraceae.